UGCAGCAGGUACAGGUCCUGUCACUCUCACGCGCUGGAUUGUGUUUGACAGCUCCGCGUGGCUAUUCUAGCUCUCAAGCAGCUUCUCCCGUGUUUAUAUUUUAAGGAAUCUUAAUCGUCUGAAGCGUUUGGACAGUGUCACCGGUUUAGCAAAUGAAGCUGGAGGUUUUCUGCGGGGGUCACUACGACUCCAAGUCCGCGGAGCUCUGCAGCGACGCCGAGGGCAGCAUCCCGUCGCCGAUGUCCGCGGAGGAAGAGCUGGGCUCGGAUGGAGACUGCGUGGCGCACAGUCCCGCACCUGUUCCUCCGGGCGCAGAGAGCAAAGGCAAGCCCUACACCCGGAGACCCAAGCCUCCGUACUCAUACAUCGCUCUGAUCGCCAUGGCCAUCCGGGACUCGAACACAGGCCGCCUCACUUUGGCCGAAAUCAAUGACUACCUCAUGAAAAAGUUCCCUUUUUUCAGAGGCAGCUACACCGGCUGGAGGAACUCAGUGCGCCACAAUCUGUCUCUCAACGACUGCUUUCUCAAGGUGCUGCGGGAUCCCUCCAGACCGUGGGGGAAGGACAACUACUGGAUGCUGAACCCGCACAGCGAGUACACCUUUGCGGACGGAGUGUUUCGUCGGAGGAGAAAGCGCAUCAGCAAAAAAACGGGCAAGGAGCCAGAGGGGCCGAGCCGAGCUCCUGCUGUGGACACCAGAGACUCUGUCGUCACGCCUCCCUCCAGCACCAAGUUCACGAGCUCUUUCGCCAUUGACAGUAUCCUAAGCCGACCUUUCAGGAAAGAGGAACGCCCCGUUCACAAAGCUGACACCUGGCAGGGGGGAGUGGACAUGCUGCCUUAUGUCAUGCGGGGCUCCCCUGUGGCUCUUCCUCACGCGCAGGUGCUUCGAUCCUACGGGCCCCUGGAGGACCCCGCCAUCAGCUUCCGUCACCACCGGGACUUUUUCCCAUUCCAGCUGACACCCGAGUGCCUGUCGAUCCCACACACGACUGCGACAGCGCCCGUCCCGGCGUCUGCGGGCUUUCAUCCCUUCAAAAUUGACUUUUUGUUGUCGUGAUAUCGUGUGGUUCUAGGGUGGGGUACUUUGGCACUUUCUGAGAACUUGUGACUUGAUAAAGACAUACAUUUCAACCGCCUGCAUAAAGAUCUCCCGGGAAAACUUUGUGCAAAAAGUGAAAGUUGUGAACUAUUUAAUAUUCCACGUGUUUUGUCCUACUGAACGGUUGUGAUGUUUUAAGCUGUCAUCAGUGUAUUUAUUUGUCAUUUGUGUUUGUUCCAACCAGGUGCCUCAAACGAUUCUUAUAAAUGUAAACUUGUUUUCAUUUCAGAUUCACUGUUCCAGAUAAACUAUAGAGACAAGCUCAAUUUGAGGUCUUAAAGAGAGGAAAGUGAGGCUCCUAGCUGCAUCUAAACUGGAAUUAUUGUAAACUACUUUUCCUGACAGAAUGCAUGCACAUUUUAUUUUGAAUAAUAAAGCAUGUUUUUAAAAGUAAA
Messenger RNA from Carassius carassius (crucian carp), 1498 nucleotides. Its product is annotated as forkhead box protein Q1-like. The transcript has a single exon. NCBI's taxonomy places the organism in Eukaryota, Metazoa, Chordata, Actinopteri, Cypriniformes, Cyprinidae. Bases 153 to 1061 code for a protein of 302 amino acids. Gene Ontology annotation, biological process: anatomical structure morphogenesis; cell differentiation; regulation of transcription by RNA polymerase II. Gene Ontology annotation, molecular function: RNA polymerase II cis-regulatory region sequence-specific DNA binding; DNA-binding transcription factor activity, RNA polymerase II-specific. The record is from RefSeq and is a predicted model, not a curated record.